This is a messenger RNA of Erythranthe guttata (spotted monkey flower), 869 nucleotides long. The record is from RefSeq and is a predicted model, not a curated record. Lineage: Eukaryota; Viridiplantae; Streptophyta; Magnoliopsida; Lamiales; Phrymaceae.
AUUACACCCUUAAGACAAGAAUUAUGGGAAUAAAAUUAUUUUGUUGAUUAAACAUGAUUUAUUGAUCUGCUACAAACAUUUGGGUUUAUUUUCCAGGUUUUAAACCGGUAAAACACAUGGUGUACUCUGGUCUUUAUCCGGCGGAUGGAACUAAUAUGAGUGAACUUGAGCAUGGCAUAGAGAAACUUACGUGCAAUGACUCGAGCGUGUCUGUUGAAAUCGAAAGCAGUGCAGCGCUUGGUCGGGGUUUCAGGUGUGGUUUUCUAGGUCUACUUCAUAUGGAUGUCUUUCAUCAGCGGCUCGCACAGGAAUAUGGAGUCAAUGUUCACAACACUAUGCCAACUGUACCUUACAUUUUUGAAUUUCACGAUGGAAGUAAGGUAGAGAUGCAUAUGUGCACCGAGCGCUACAAAGAUAAGAAACUUAAAGCUAUUUGGGAACCAAUGGUAAUCGCUAAAAUCAUACUUCCUAGCGAAUAUGUGGGGCCCGUCAUUACCCUUUGUGCCGAGCGGGAAGGAGAACAGUUGCAGUUCUCAUUCAUCACUAGUAAGAAGGCACUUCUGAGAUAUAGAUUACCAUUGAGGCAAAUUGUCGUUGACUUUAACGAUAUAUUGAAAAGUGUUACAUCAGGAUACGCGAUAUUCAUAUACGAGGAAGCAGAGCAUCAACUUUCUGGUCUGAUAAAACUUGAUGCAAUUCUGAAUAACCAAAAGAUAGAUGUUAUGGCCACAAUUAUCCACAAGUCGAGAGAAGAAAGUGUUGGCGGUAGUAUGAUGGAUAUGCUGAAGAAAUUCAUCAACCGGAGUCUGGAUAAUACAAUUUCGAUAACGGAAGCUAUCUCAGGUCGAGUUGUUUCAACCCAAAGGUAA